UGUCUUUGGGAAAAAUGUGUGGAUGGGUAGUUAAUGAGAUAUAACUUGAAAACACCAGUAUGGUCCUUUAAGUAAUCGGUAUGAAUUAUUUCUAUCUUAUUUUAACAUUUUAUGUGUUUACAUAUCUUAGGCUUCUGAUGGAGGAAGGCGGCUGCUCCUGCACUGAGUUCUCCUCCACUUGAUGGCUGGUGAUCACUAAGAAUAACUGGGCUCACCGUGGGACUGGCCUGGACCAGCCACAGAUUCCCACGACCCCUCCUCUACACACACACACACACGCACGCACGCACACACACACACACACACACACACACACACACAAACCAAAACACGGGCUGCAUAGGCGCACAAGCAGUGAGCUGAGAGGCAGAGCAGCUUUGCACCACUUUUAGUAGGACUGUUAUUUACUAUAAAAGCUUCAUUUCAGCCUCAGCGGCAGCCGCUGGUGGGUUGCCUGACACAGUAAAAGCCAAGGAUGAAAAAUGUCUUAAUCUGAGGAGGAAUUUUGGUGAAAGUGUGGAUUUUUUUUGUUUUUGUUUUUUUUUUCCCCCCCGCGAAUCAAAGUGGCGGAGAAGACACACGAAGGAGUGGGAGGAAUAACGCAACUCAGGGUUAUUUAUUUUGAUAAUGCCGAGGAGUCAGUUUCUGCUUCGGAUUUACGUCCAAAACAAGCCUGAAGCUAGAGGAUGACAGCAGCCAGUCCAGUCUGCAGCCCCGCCUCCUCCCCCUCCACCCAGUCCUCACCUGCUUGCCUCCCAGUAUGCCGUAGACACCUGAGGGAAGGCAAGGCCCUCCAGACCAAACCGCACCUGCGCUCCGCCCCAGGCGUGUGGCUCCUGCUGGGUGUAGUGGUGAUCCUGGUGGGGAUGAGCGUAGCAGUGGCGGGCUACGUAUCCGCAGCACCAAAGCCCACGGACGGCCGCCGCAGCACCCCGGCAGAUCGGAUGAAACUGAGCGGGCCUGUGGUCAUGGGAGUGGGCCUGUUCAUCUUCAUCUGCGCCGCCACGCUGCUGUACGAGAACAGGGACCGCGAAGUCCGUCGACGUGAGACACCAGAUGACCUUGAGGAUCUGAAGGGAGGAAACGGCUGGGAGGACUCGCAGGAGCAGCUCAGCUUCAGCUCCCAGGAGCGGUUGGAGUGUAAAGAUGGAGAGCAGGGAUCCUGGGCCACUCCAGCCCACACACUCCCCCUCUCAAACCAGAACUGGGGCCUUCUUCUUCCUCCUCCUCCUUCUCUGCCUUGCACAAACAGACACAACAUCAGCAGCGGACCAUCACCUCCGCCUCCUCUGGAUACAGGAGAUACAGAGGAGGUGGUCAGGGAGGAGGACGAGAAGGAGGGAAGGUCAACCCUGCUGACCCGAGUUCUGCACCAUCAGGAGCCAACGCCUCACCCUCCUUCCCCCUGUCUGUCCAUCUCCCACUCCUCCGUCCACUCAGACUCCUGCAACUCUAGUGAGAACCACUUCAAUAUACGGACAGACUGUCCUCUGCCGCCUCAACAGUGAACUUGUACUGUCUCACAAAAAACAAAAUGCAUGUUGAGAUACAUUUUAAAGUUUGGCGUGCAGACACACAGCAAAAGACAAGACUAUGCAUUCCUCAAUAAACAGAUGAAAUGUUUGUUGGUAUGUUUUAGUGCCUCUGAGUGGCGCAGAGGCUCUGAGUCACUGUCUGUGAAGGGUGUUUUUUUGUCCUACAUCGUUCUCUGACUCACCCACAUUUGAAAGAUUGGAGCUAUGCUGUUUGAUGUCAACUCGCCAUCUUGUUGUCUUUGAACUCGCCCGUGCUCAAAAAAAAAAUCCUGAAAGCCACUGCUUGUUUGACCAUAUUUGGACGUGAGUAGGAUUGUUGAAAAGUUAUUUGGGUGCCAUAGUCAAGUCUUGGCUGUUUCUCUCUCUCCCUCACACACACUGACACACACACACACAGACACAUCCCUGCAGGGGAACAGCGUCUACAUUUCCUUGCUGAAGAGGUUCGGUUAAGAGGAUGGACCAGAUUAGGUCUCAAAUGAGUCCUUAUCUAAUCUCACACAUACUGCAAUCUGCUCUUUAUCUGAGGAAAUUGUGUCUCAGUAUAAACAAGAGAAGCACACAAGGCCACACUCCUCUCACUCCACACCUACAGCCACGCUAUAAAUACCAGCUGGUGCUUUGUACACAUGCAAGCGUGCACUUGAGUUCAAUUUUUUCCCUUUUUUUUCAUUAAAAAAAAACAAACAAACUGUAAUUCAGUUUUUUUUAAAUUCACAGUGUCAGCUGUUCAGUUUUCACUCUUUUCUCAAGUGUGGUGAGGCGAGAUCUUUAAGAAUUUGGAAAGAAAAAGAGCAAAGACUUUAAAAGAAAAAAGAAAAAGCAAAAUCUGGCGAGGCUGGUGUGAGUUAUUCCUGACGCAGCUUAACUGAGAAAAGCGAGCGGUCCUGUGAGUCGAGUUAACUGAAGCCACACUCUCCCACCAUCCAGACCUUUCAUCUCCUCCCUCCUCAUCAUCAUCUGAUUCCUACGCUUUAUUCAAAUCCUCCAUCCUCCGUCCCAAAUCCUUGGGCUUCUGCAAAACAGUGAAAUAGAGAAAAUAGAAACAAAACAAAAAAAAACAAUGGGGAAUUAAAAUGUUAUCAGGUACAAUUAAGCCAAAGAGAGCAUGUUUGAACAGUCAGAGAGGUACGGGGGUAGGAUUUUAAUUAUCGCCAGCAUUUUCUCCCGCAGCCUCUAAUUACACAGGGGAUCAGUGUGCAGGUUUUUAUAGGUGCUUCAGGACUGCAGAGUAUUUCCUUGUUGUUUGGGCCCAUGCUGGGAUCCUGCCAUCCAGAUGACGACUGAGACUAAAAAGCGUACAGUAAUUUGCAGCCACACAUUUCACUCACUAGAAACAGCAUCCGCCUCUCUCUCUCUCUCUCUCUCUCUCACACACACACACACACACACACACACACACACACACACACACACACUCAGUAAAAGGCUUUGUGUAGGUACAGUAUGCUGCUUUAAGAUGUACAUUUCUGGAGCAGGGAUGAGUUGGGGAGACGUGUCUGGAUCUUGACUGAAUCUUGCAACAUGCUGCAAGCAGCCUCCCCUCUCAGAGAGGCAGCUCUCUCCUCGCUCUCACACAGAUGCACGCGAGUCCUGCUCGGGGUGAGAUGCUGUGAUGUGUUUAUAUUCAGCAUGAAAGAUACUGGAUUGUAGAGCAGCAACAAGGGAUU
Toxotes jaculatrix (banded archerfish) is the source of this 3205-nucleotide messenger RNA. RefSeq lists its product as uncharacterized. The record is from RefSeq and is a predicted model, not a curated record. The coding region runs from base 687 to 1508 and encodes 273 amino acids. NCBI's taxonomy places the organism in Eukaryota, Metazoa, Chordata, Actinopteri, Toxotidae. The transcript has 2 exons.